AUGGUGUCAACACAUAAUAGAGAUAAACCUUGGGAUACUCCAGAUAUCAAUAAAUGGGAAAUUCAAGAAUUUAAACCUGAAGAUAAUGCUAGUGGGCUACCAUUUACUGAGGAAUCUAGUUUUAUGACCCUUUUCCCCAAAUAUAGAGAAACAUAUUUAAGAGAAGUCUGGGGUGAUGUUACCAAAUCAUUAGAUAAGUACCAUGUUGCAUGUACUUUGGAUUUAAUAGAAGGGUCCAUGACAGUUAAAACCACUAGAAAGACAUAUGAUCCAGCAAUUAUUUUAAAAGCUCGUGAUUUAAUUAAAUUAUUAGCCCGUUCAGUUCCAUAUCCACAAGCUAUUAGAAUAUUACAAGACGAUAUUGCCUGCGACGUUAUUAAGAUUGGUAAUGUUGUAAACAAUAAAGAAAGAUUUGUAAAGAGAAGACAACGUUUAGUAGGGCCUAACGGUAAUACAUUAAAGGCUUUAGAAUUAUUAACCAAAUGUUAUAUCCUAGUUCAAGGUAACACAGUCAGUGCCAUGGGGCCAUUUAAAGGGUUAAAAGAAGUACGUAGAGUUGUAGAAGAUUGUAUGAAGAAUGUCCAUCCAAUUUAUCAUAUUAAAGAAUUAAUGAUUAAAAGAGAAUUAUCUAAAAGACCAGAAUUAGCUAAUGAAGAUUGGUCAAGAUUUUUACCAAUGUUUAAGAAGAGAAAUGUUGCACGUAAGAAGUCCAAGAAACCAAAGAAGGAAAAGAAAGUUUACACACCAUUCCCACCUGCUCAAUUACCUAGAAAGGUUGAUUUGGAAAUUGAAAGUGGUGAAUAUUUCUUGAGUAAAAAAGAAAAAGAAAUCAAGAAAUUAAAGGAACGUAGAGAGAAACAAGAAGAAAAACAAGUAGAAAAGGAAAAGGAAAGACGUAAAGAUUUCAUUGCUCCAAGUGAAAAAGAAUAUAAAAGUAGUUUGCAAAAAUAA
Molecule: messenger RNA, 951 nt
Organism: Henningerozyma blattae CBS 6284
Lineage: Eukaryota; Fungi; Ascomycota; Saccharomycetes; Saccharomycetales; Saccharomycetaceae
Gene: KRR1
Product: ribosome biosynthesis protein KRR1
Exons: 1
Coding region: 1-951 (316 amino acids)
Cellular component (GO): nucleolus; small-subunit processome
Molecular function (GO): RNA binding
Source: RefSeq, a predicted model, not a curated record